GUGACCUGUUUGGUUUUCUACGCUCGAUCGCGUACUUUUUCAACUCUAUAAUUUACUUUCCAAUCGAUCAAAUUACUAGUUCACGUUGCUCUUGGCACACACACUCAUGCAAAAUUGAUCAUUAUAUUGCAUACAUAAUAAUCAAAAUAUCAUUUAAGAGUAAAGUAAAAAGAUGCGAAGCAGAAAGUGAAUACUUCACAAACGGUUUGGAUGAAGUCUGCACUUCCGUCACAUCGCGACGAAACUUUACGGAAGGGUGACUUUUUUCGAAUAUGAAUGGAACAAUGGACUCUGUGUGAAUUAUGCGAACAAAAUUUUUCAUCUCAAACUAAUGUGCAUCGGACACAUUGUAUCUAACGUAAUCCUUUCUCUCGCACAUUCAAGUGGUUUGCGCAGUUGAGCACGAAUUACGUCAUAGAAUACGAUGACGGAGAACGUGUACGUUAUAAAGGUGAAGACGAAACCGCCGUUGUCGUCUUUGUACCCGUCGGAGCGUCGCUACUCGGCGUCGACGAUCGGCGGCCUGUCCUUGGUCCACUUCGGUCUAGGAGCUCUGUCCCUCCUUCUGGGCACCUUCGCCUUGUCCCUGCAGGGCCCGAUUUUGUCUGUUGCGUGUCUGGUGCCGUUCGUGACGGGUCUCCUCGCUUGGCGGCGUUGGUACAUCGACCGGAACAUCACCAUUUUCUUCUACGGCAGCCUCUUCUCCCUGGUGGUCGCGGUCCUCUGCUUCGUCGUCACGAUCCUCGACGUCGCGGCGGUUUCCGGUAGCACCGAAGGAUCCCUAUGGUCGCUGGAGAAGAUUCUUGACGCGCCGCGUUAUUCUCUUCAUCCCGCUGUAGAUUUAAAAAAUGAUACGCACGUGGACGAUAUUACGCCGCUCAAGAACAACUCUCUCAAUGACACUGAAAAUCAGGAUUUUCUGAAGAUCAACGAAUCUAAUAAGUCUUCCCACACUGAAUCCAAUGUAUCAGAUUUUCAUGACGAAACCAAAAUCGACGCUUACGACGAUCUCAAAGCGGAAGCGUCUUUCACAUUUGAGGAAAGGACGAUGAUAUCCAGGGAAAGCUUUCAAAGUAAAGACACGACGAACAUCACGCAAGGACCGACGAAAGAUUUAACAAAGGAAGAGACCAAAACUUUCUGGCGCAGUCGUUACGAGAACUCGCCGCACACGAAGAUGCUGUUGACUUUGAACGUCCUGGUGGCGUCUCUUCUGGAGAUCUUUUGGUCGCUGCUCAGCGCGAAGAUCGCGUUCCGCGGUAUGAUGAAUCGUCUGCCGGAAAAUGGCAAUGUCGUCACCAGUUUGAAGACGACGAGGUUGCCGGUACAGAAGAGAAAACCGCCGGCGCCCAAGCCGGAUAUUUUGGAUCACGAUCGUCGGCUGUCGGAGAGCCUUCAGAACUUCACCACCCUGCAGAGUCUCGCCGGUUCAGGAUCGCGGCUACCCUUGCCGGAAUCUAGCAGAGAAUUUCGGGAAAGAGUCGAGAGAUUCUUGGCGAAUCAGGAAACGCAAAGAGUCGUCGAAGGUGCUUGAAACUAACAUUACGACUUUGUUCAACAAAGUCUUGAAAUAUUAGAAAAAACUUAUUCUUGUCUGUCUUUCACAAUAUAGGAUGUUCUAUUGCUUAGAAACAUGUUCCGACAUUUCUAUUGACAUUAAUUAUUCGUAAAAUUGCUAAUAUGAUACAGUAUGAUGGAUAAUACGAUAAUAUUGUAUCGAUCUCAAUUUCUUACACUGUGUACCUUAUUAUUAUAAUUAUUGUAUUUA
Messenger RNA from Linepithema humile (Argentine ant), 1768 nucleotides. Lineage: Eukaryota; Metazoa; Arthropoda; Insecta; Hymenoptera; Formicidae. The record is from RefSeq and is a predicted model, not a curated record.